Molecule: messenger RNA, 558 nt
Organism: Ambispora leptoticha
Lineage: Eukaryota; Fungi; Glomeromycota; Glomeromycetes; Archaeosporales; Ambisporaceae
Source: the annotation of a GenBank genome assembly
AAUGACAUGAGCAGUAGUAAAAAGCAAGCUUAUAGCGUGGAUGAGUCAAGUACAAUAAUGAUUUCUAAUGGAACCGGUGGAGGUGGCAGCAAUAGCACUGAUGAGGAUGUUGAAUAUACAAUUGCUGGAAGGACACUACCAAGAAAAGGCGAUUUCAAAGCAUAUCCACAGGAAGAAAUUAAUACUGCGGUUGGCCACGUAAUACAUAUGCUUGGACUGGUUGCACAUUAUCUUGGUGUAAAACUGCCUUUCUUUAUGAUGCGCGGUAAAAGCUCGAAGCCUUAUGCAAGUGGCGCAUUAUCUGGACUUGAAAGAAGUAAACGUCCGCUCUUCCUAACUGACCACAAUCUCGAGCAUUUCACGUUUGGAAUGGCGAUGUUGAAUUAUAACAUCGCAUAUUUGUGCCAUUCGCAAGGUGUUGAUAUACCAUUUAAUAAAGUUCCAUAUACGCUUCAGAAUUUGUAUCUAUGCUGUAAUUCGGUAAAUCUUGGAAGAGCAAACAUUUUCACUCGAUUUCGAACAACUUGUGAGCCUGAUGUUUACUCGGAGAUACAGUGA